UCACUUUCCUUCCAUCAUCUGCUGUGCAUCGCCAUCUCGCAUCGCGCUGUAUGAGCUGCGCGUCCGCGCGAUGGGCGCAGUCGAGCAUCAAGCUCUGUUGGCGGACACUGCGUCCACGGCUAACCAGGAAACUGCCGGACCAGCCUUCCGCCGCUACGUCGAACUUGUUUAAUUGCAUGAGAGCCAGGUCAGGCACUCGAGCGUGUCAGCGUCUGCAACCUCCUCUGCCAAGCCGUCAGACAUCGUAUUGAAGAGUCGUCACCUUGACCACAAAGCUCUGAAUGAGUAUGAAGAAAGGCUGCCCGAGCAUAUUGCAAAACUUGAACGCCUGACAGGACACCAAUUCAAUGACCCAGACUACGCUCGAGCUGCACUAUGGUCGUCCAUCCUUGAACUGGAUGGGCAAGCCAUCCAAGCCACGCAAGCAGGGCUCGCACAAAUCGGAGACGCCGCUCUGAAAACGCUGUAUUUUACGCGUCAUUUUCCGAACAUCACAAACACGCUUCAGAGACAAUUCGACAUUGUGGCCAGCAAUGUCCACUUGGCCCAGGUCUUCGUUGCCCUCCAACUCCAAGACUUGUCCGUACAGAUCGACAAUUCGAGUUUGCCACGGCAUAGAGCUACGUUGGUCGAGGCGAUUAUCGGCGCGGUGUUCCUGGAUUCGGGGCUUAACAUGACGGUCGCUGAUAGCGCCAUUUCCGCCAUGCGCAUUUUCGACAUAGGUUCUGAGCUCUCAGAUGAACCGCAGCCUCGCGUUACUUACAGGGACAAGCGGCGAUCGCGAUCCAGACGAGAACGCGAGCCAGUUGUUACGAGCACAGUUGUUGCUACCAAGUCCGAUGCUUCCAGUACGGCCUCCAAACCGUUCGCGCAGGGAGCUCAGAUUGACAGCAACCUCCUUCGACCCUCUCCUCCGGAAGAACUACCUGCAUCCGGUUCAGAUGAGGAGAUCUCCAGAAACCACAUCAAGUGGCUCAAGCGCUCACGACACUUCCUCGGGCUGGCGUCAACCAGGCCAGGCUGGGUGUUACGAGGCCUAGGCGGAUCCUUGAGUACUGUUUCCGGAAUCCAAAGUCUAAUGAAGAAACACUCCGAACGGAAACAAUGCGCAGACCCAGGUUCUCUACUGCAUACGGCUGAGGCCAUGAGAACCCGCGCGUACGAGAAGCUGCUGCGACAUAAACGUCAGAAUGAUCUUGCGAAAGCGCAAACCUCAGAUCUGCGUACACCAACAAAUACAUAUGCACAAUAUCAUAUCUAGUGCUAUUGAGCCCGAUUCUCAGUCGAUGCGAACAUACUGCAACAAGCACAGAAUGGUAAAAGUUGUGCGGCGGUCCGGACGAGAGCAUUGUCUUCCGCACACGCCAGCUGUGGGAUUAAUCCACAGCACCAUUAAACUUGAGAACCCAUCAUCUAACCACAGGGGUAUUUAGGCCUUGUUCAUCACGCGGUGCCGCGAUGUAUGUCCAUGGGUGCCGAGUUUUGAUCAACUGAGCAAUGGCAAUCGCUCAACAGCUUCGAUAGUGCUUUCCUAAGCUAUUGAGGCGUUGGGCACGAUCCUACGACCUAUGUGCGGUGCUGGCACACAGACUACGUUAGCAUCAGGCAACUCGCAUUGUGUAGCUAAUUGUUCUCAAGCAUUACCAUCGAACAUACGCUGAAUCACAACUGAUCAUCGACAAGCGCAGGAUUGCGGGGUCUUUCAGGACAAGCUAACCAAGCGGAGACACU
This is a messenger RNA of Cercospora beticola, 1731 nucleotides long. RefSeq lists its product as uncharacterized. Gene Ontology annotation, molecular function: ribonuclease III activity. NCBI's taxonomy places the organism in Eukaryota, Fungi, Ascomycota, Dothideomycetes, Mycosphaerellales, Mycosphaerellaceae. The record is from RefSeq and is a predicted model, not a curated record. Gene Ontology annotation, biological process: RNA processing.